AUGUUGGAGUCUUUUGAAUUUGAUCAGGAACGAAAGGAGGCGUUAAACACAGUGGCGGAGCUAAUCGCUUCAACUAUUGAGGGAGCUGAGUCACAAGAUGUUCACGAUGUACUUUCGUCAUCCCUUCAUUUGCCUCAUAACUGGCAGGAAAUUGUUCAGAAAAGGGCUGAGCAAAGGCGUAAACUCAGUGCUACUUUUACUUUAUUUUGUGAAGAAACAAUUGCCACCCCGUCAACGGAUGGAAAUGCCGCUCUGGAUAUUAGUGAAGCGCCCGCAACAUGUUUCUUACCGGAGUUACGACCCAAAACAAUGCCACCCGUUACAACUUCAGCGACACGCGGGUUUGAGUGUCCCAGUUGUGGAAAUCAUUGGGAUGUUGUUGACGCCCGUAAAUCACUGCGCAAUAGCAACACAUCUUCUGCUGUGCGAGAGUUAAGUAAUGCUGAUGUUGGAUUUUGCCCAGUGUGUGAAGAUAUUUAG
This is a messenger RNA of Trypanosoma brucei brucei TREU927, 480 nucleotides long. RefSeq lists its product as hypothetical. The coding region runs from base 1 to 480 and encodes 159 amino acids. Lineage: Eukaryota; Euglenozoa; Kinetoplastea; Trypanosomatida; Trypanosomatidae. The record is from RefSeq and is a predicted model, not a curated record. The transcript has a single exon.